CUGGCUCAGAUCAAGUCAAGUUACAAUAUGGCGGAAUCCAUUAUUCGAGUUACGUUUGAUUAAAGAAUAAGUUUUUAACGUAAUAGUCGUCUUAGGUAUUUACGCAUUUAAAAGAAUUAUCAAGAUGUCAUCUGCUUCGGCGCUUGCGGCUGUUGCUAGCCAAGUUCAAUCGACGGCGGGAGCCAUUCCCGUCGUCAAUGAGAAAGGUGAAAUUUCUAUGCAAAAGGUGAAAGUUCACCGAUACAUUUCUGGAAGAAGACCAAAAUAUGCACCAGAAGAAAGUAGUGAAGAGGAAAGUGGUGACGAAUUCCCAUUUGAAAAAAAGCAGCAAGCACAAAUUGCAGAAAAUGUACCCAUUGACAAAGAAGCAGAAAAAUUUGAUCGUCGACUCAAACGUCUACAAAAGCAACAAGAGGAAGAAGAUAGUGAGGACAGAAUUGAAAGACAUCGACAUAUUCAUGAACCAGAAGUUAUAGCAUUAGGAGAAGUAAGUGAAAUUGAAGAAGAAGAACCAGUAGAAACACAUGCUCGUAGGUGGAGGGAAGAUGAAGAAAGUAGUGAUGAAGAAGAAUUGGAUGAUGAGGAAAUUGAAAGAAGACGUGCUAUGUUAAGAAUGAAAGCUCAAGAAAAAGCUGCUGAAGAAGAAUUAUUAGAUUUGGAAGAAGAAGGCAAAUCUGAAGUUGAAGAAACUGAGGAGUCUGAAUAUGAAGAAUAUUCAGAUUCUGAAGAAGAAAUGGGUCAAAGAUUAAAACCAAUUUUUGUAAAAAAAAAAGAUCGUAUAACUGUGCAAGACAAAGAACACCAGAUACAAAAACAGAGAGACUUAGAGCAUGAGGCCAAACGGAUGACUGAAGAACGACGACGACAGACCUUAAAGGUUCUUGACUUAAUUUCUUAUUGUCAAAUUGAUUGA
Messenger RNA from Centruroides sculpturatus (bark scorpion), 913 nucleotides. RefSeq names its product microfibrillar-associated protein 1-like. The transcript has 7 exons. Gene Ontology annotation, cellular component: U2-type spliceosomal complex. The record is from RefSeq and is a predicted model, not a curated record. Gene Ontology annotation, biological process: mRNA splicing, via spliceosome. NCBI's taxonomy places the organism in Eukaryota, Metazoa, Arthropoda, Arachnida, Scorpiones, Buthidae. Gene Ontology annotation, molecular function: RNA binding. Bases 125 to 913 code for a protein of 262 amino acids.